AUGGACAACGCCAACCUGUGGACUCGCCGGUCGAACACUAGCAAGCUGUCCCUUUCCACCUCCGGUUCGGACAACAAAGACAACAGUGGAAGACAGGAUUCCUCUCGUAGCCAUCCAUCCAAGCGAUUCGGGCCUGACAGUUCCCACAGCGGCCGCUCCAACCCUUUUAACGCGAUAUCUCCCCUCACCACAAAUGCACCCUCACCUUCCAUAGCCGCUUCUUCUGCCUUUGGCUUGGGAUCAGGUGCCUUUGCCUCCUUUGGUUCGGCGAAAACUCCCAAAACCCCAGGCGCAUUUGAGCUGAAUAACUCAAAAUCCUCCAGCGAGAAACGAGAGACGCAAACAGAAAACGAAGGGUCGAAUAAUAAAACUGUGAAAUCGAAGGAGUCAUCAUCGUCCCUUAAUAAUAAUUCCUCUGCCCCUCCUGCUCUAAAGGAGCAUCCAAUAAGGUCCACUUGGAUUGUCUGGUAUCGGCCCCCAACCCCCAAAUACUCGGACUAUGAAAAGUCUACCAUAGCUCUUGCAUCGAUAUCUUCUGUAGAGAGUUUCUGGGCAGUUUAUUCACACCUGAAGAGACCAUCUCUUCUACCAGCCGUGUCGGACUACCAUAUCUUUAAGAAAGGAAUACGCCCGGUCUGGGAAGAUGAAUCAAACAGACGGGGAGGGAAAUGGAUUAUUAGAUUAAAGAAAGGGGUUGCUGAUCGCUACUGGGAAGAUCUGCUUCUCGCCAUGGUAGGCGAUCAAUUUGCAGAAGCCAGUGAGGAAGUGUGUGGGGCAGUCCUGAGUGUCAGAAGCGGGGAGGAUGUUUUGUCCGUCUGGACUAGGAUUGAUGGCGGACGAAACAUUAAGAUUAGGGAAACAAUCAAGCGGCUACUCGCUUUUCCUCCGGACACCAACAUCGUAUGGAAAAGCCAUGAUGACAGCAUUGCCCAGCGCUCGGCCAUCGAUCAAGCCCGUCAGGACAAAGCUGCGGGGAAUUCAGGUCAUCACCAAGGCUCGGAUCGUCGCCGUGCCCACAACCAAGAUGACACCUCCGUGGAUAAGGGGCGGAGCGCGGCAUCGUGA
Messenger RNA from Paracoccidioides brasiliensis Pb18, 1065 nucleotides. RefSeq lists its product as uncharacterized. Gene Ontology annotation, molecular function: translation initiation factor activity; RNA 7-methylguanosine cap binding. The transcript is spliced from 3 exons. The record is from RefSeq and is a predicted model, not a curated record. Gene Ontology annotation, cellular component: eukaryotic translation initiation factor 4F complex; cytoplasm. Gene Ontology annotation, biological process: translational initiation. Bases 1 to 1065 code for a protein of 354 amino acids.